UUGAUGCUGUUUAACAACAGGAGGAGCUGACAGCCGAAGAAGCGACAGGUGAAUGAUUUACAACAUCCAAAUUUCACCUGUCCAGCACUUCGUUAUAUUAAUGAAACCAAAACCGAUCCUGUUCGACUGUUUCCGGCUUUCAGCUUCCAACUAAAAUUAACAUUUUGUUACCUAAAGAGGUGCCAAAAGGAGUAACCCGCUACGGAGGAGCCUUGUUUAGCAGGUCAGUCGCAGGUUGAGCAGCAUCAUCGAAGCAGGAAGCAUGCUGUCGGGGGAGGAGAUCCUGUGCAGCACGCAGCAGGUGAUCGCAGGGCUCGAAGCUCUGAAAGGGGAGAACCGCAGUUUGCUGGACGACCUGCAGGAGGCGAUGGAGAGUCACCCGGUGUCUCGCGGUGGCGGCGUGGAGCAGGAGAAGAGCAGCAUCAUCCGACAGUCGCUGGAGAGGAUCGAGCUGGGGCUGAGCGAGGCGCAAGUGAUGAUGGCUCUGUCGUCUCAUCUUGGCUCACUGGAGGCAGAGAAGCAAAAGUUACGAGCUCAGGUCCGCCGCCUCGUUCAGGAGAACCAGUGGCUGAGGGACGAACUCGCUGGCGCUCAGCAGCGGCUGCAGGACAAGGAGCAGGAGGUCGUGACCCUGGAGGAGCAGAACAAACACCUGCAGUUCAUGUCCACCAUACGCAAAUACGACCAGGACGAGCCGCCUCUGGAUGAGAAAGAAACGUCCUCCAACAAGGAGUCUCUGGAUGAUUUGUUUCCUGCUGAAGACGAGGAACCGUCCCAGAUGUCCCAGCCUCAUCACAGCAGCGCAGCGGCGGCGGCCCAGCAGGGCGGCUACGAGAUCCCCGCCCGCCUCCGAACGCUCCACAACCUGGUCAUCCAGUACGCGUCGCAGGGUCGCUACGAGGUCGCCGUGCCGCUCUGCAAGCAGGCUCUGGAAGACCUGGAGAAGUCCUCUGGUCACACACACCCUGACGUAGCAACCAUGCUCAACAUCCUGGCUCUGGUGUACAGAGAUCAGAAUAAAUAUAAAGAGGCAGCGAACCUGCUGAACGAUGCGUUGGCGAUCAGAGAGAAAACCCUUGGCAUGGAUCACCCAGCUGUAGCAGCUACACUGAACAACCUGGCUGUGCUUUAUGGUAAAAGAGGAAAAUACAAAGAAGCGGAGCCGCUUUGUAAACGAGCUCUGGAGAUCCGAGAGAAAGUUCUGGGUACGGACCAUCCCGACGUGGCCAAGCAGCUCAACAACCUGGCGCUGCUGUGCCAGAACCAGGGGAAGUACCAGGAAGUGGAGCAGUACUACGAACGCGCUCUGCACAUCUACCAGAGCAAACUGGGGCCGGACGACGCCAACGUGGCCAAAACCAAGAACAACCUGGCGUCAUGUUAUCUGAAACAGGGAAAAUACAGACAAGCUGAAGCGCUUUACAAAGAGAUUCUGACCAGAGCUCAUGAAAAGGAGUUUGGAUCUGUGGAAGGAGACGGCCGUCCCCGCUGGUCCAACAUGGAGGACGGCGGCGGCGCGCAGGACGGACUGAAGCGCAGCAGCUCCUUCACCAAACUCCGGGAGUCGAUACGGCGGAGCAGCGAGAAGCUGGUCCGCAAGCUCAAAGGAGUCGGGAUGGAGGAGAUGACCCCGAGGAAUGCUGGGAUGAAGAGGGCGAACUCUCUGAACGUGUUGAACGUUGGAACCAGAGAAAAUCUCGACGGCACCCAGUCCAGCCACCUGACGGUCAGUCGAGGCCUGAGCUGCAGCACACAGAGCCUGAACAGACGGGGAUCGCUCAGUGGGACCAGCUGACACAAGAACAACACAAAUCAYUUCAACGCAACAAAAACUGAUGGCAUGUUUAAAAACUGGACUCACAAAUGCUGCUGUGAAUCAGCACCAAGAGGAUUCCCCACCAUGAGUCUCCAAAAGAUGGUUGCUGCAAAGUGGGGAUCAAAGGUCAAAUGUUACUGUAGGGAGGUUAACCUGACCAGCAACAAGGUUCAAGUCUGUCUGCAACAUUUCCUUUUCCUGCUCCUGUUUUCUGAAUUAUAAGAAUCAAGUUUAACAAUUUUAAAUACUAAACCUUUAUAACAAAAUAAUCUAUUUAUUCUUUUUACAACCAAGGAAAAAUAUAGAAAUUUCAAUAGAAAUGUUCAUCAAACAUAAUUUUUUAAAAUUUGUGUAAAUAAUGUAGGUUUUUAUUAAGUUUCACAUAUCAAUAAAUCACAUCUUUAAAUUCUCAACAAAAUUAUGAUCAAAUAUUCUUUUUUUUAAGCGCUGGUUGAAGUAAAGUGAGUUGGAGUUUUUAGUAUUUAAUUAAAAACAUGAAGUUAUUUUUUAUCUUUUAUUUGGGACCAAAAUUGCAACAUUUGUUCCACUUCCAGCUGCUGUUACCUGUUCAAACUGGACUGAAUCAAACCCUUUGAGCUGCCUGUUCCCCUCCUGGCCUGUGGGGGCGCUGCACCGAGAGCCACUUAACAAAACAACAUAAAAACCUCUGAAGACUGAGCCCAACUUCCUUCAUGAAAUGGAAAAUCGUCAGAUUUUAGAGGUUGGAGGAUUUCUCUUGUUUUUGGCUGAAGACCACGAGCCGUUCCUCCUGCUAGCGCUAGGCUAGCAUGUUUGUUUUAGUUGUAUUUACCCAGAAUGCCCUGCACUGUAGUCCACUGCUAGGCAAGCUAACCAGAGUUCAAUUAAAGCGGACCAAACAGGACUGGUGUGAAUGUACGACGGCGUAUUUGGGCCAUUGUAGAUAUAAAAAGAGAGAAAUAAUUUUCUGCCAAAAACUCAAAAAUUUAGAUUUUUAUCUUGAAGUUUUUAUAGAAAAAAAA
Poecilia reticulata (guppy) is the source of this 2817-nucleotide messenger RNA. RefSeq names its product kinesin light chain 3 (gene klc3). Gene Ontology annotation, molecular function: kinesin binding. Gene Ontology annotation, cellular component: cytoplasm; kinesin complex. The record is from RefSeq and is a predicted model, not a curated record. Lineage: Eukaryota; Metazoa; Chordata; Actinopteri; Cyprinodontiformes; Poeciliidae. Gene Ontology annotation, biological process: microtubule-based movement.